Molecule: messenger RNA, 636 nt
Organism: Acanthosepion pharaonis
Lineage: Eukaryota; Metazoa; Mollusca; Cephalopoda; Sepiida; Sepiidae
Source: the annotation of a GenBank genome assembly
AUGGGAAAACCGAAAUUCAUCCUCUUCUCAUUAUUUUUUGCGACCUGUUUUUACUCUUUUACAUUGGCAUCUUACAAUCUGGAUACGCCAUUAAGUAAUAUGGUGCGGGAUCAAAUUAAAUUGGAAAUGCAAGCCAGUUUAUUUUACCAGACAUACGGACACUACUUUGAAAGUAGUGAUCAGGCCUUGCAUGGAUUUGCAAAAUAUUUCACUGACCAAUCCUUAGAAGAAAAGAAACAUGCAGAUAAACUGAUGACCUAUUUGAACCAGCGUAACGUCCAAGUGAAGACUUUGUCAGAAGUCCCUGAAUUCUGUCCUAAACUGAAAUUUAAGAAAUUGUGUAAUUUUAUCACUGGCAACAAGACCAAGUCAGAUUUAAACAUAGACAUUCCUUUAACUGCAGUGCAGAAUGCCAUUGACCUUGAAGAAAAAGUCUUUGAUGAACUGGAAAAAAUAGCUGAUGGUUCUGAUGCACAGUUAAGCCAUUUCAUCGAACAUGAAUAUUUGGAUGAACAAAUUGAAUCCAUAAAAGAACUUAAAGAUUAUGAGACACAACUGACUAAGAUUAAUGGAAGUUACAUUGGUGUGCUUCUGUUGGACCGAUGGCUUAUGGAAGGCAAGCAAAACAAAUUAUAG